Biomphalaria glabrata is the source of this 9766-nucleotide messenger RNA. RefSeq lists its product as uncharacterized. Gene Ontology annotation, molecular function: pseudouridine synthase activity; RNA binding. Gene Ontology annotation, biological process: mRNA pseudouridine synthesis; tRNA pseudouridine synthesis. The transcript has 17 exons. Gene Ontology annotation, cellular component: cytoplasm; nucleus. Bases 380 to 3220 code for a protein of 946 amino acids. NCBI's taxonomy places the organism in Eukaryota, Metazoa, Mollusca, Gastropoda, Planorbidae. The record is from RefSeq and is a predicted model, not a curated record.
CUUCCUUUUGGUUAGUGGAUGGUUGGAUAGACGGCGGCGCUGUUGUGCGGUGAAAGUAAAAAUACAAAAUGGCCACACCCGGAAAUUUCGAUCGUGUGCCAGCUGCGAAGCAGUUUACACCCGACCAAUAUGAACGCAUGUCCAGGGAGACAGAAGGCUAAUUCUUGACUGGAGUUUUGAGAAUGGGGUGUGUCACCAGCAUAGCUUGUGUCAUUUCUAAUGUUUGCAGUGACUUGUAGCUUAGUUGUAGCACUAACACUUAACAGUUUGAAGCCAUUCACACCUUUUGAUGCUGUCAUGCGCUGGACGUGAACAUUAACAUUUUCAUUCUCUCUUAGGAUCUAUUCGUCUAGUAGUGUACACUUUAGUUUUGAGAAUUAUGGGAGAUUUAAAGCAAGAAGUAGUGCACACUGAUGUCAAACAGGAAUCUGUGCACACGCAAGAAGCCCCUGGCGUCUCUGGCAAUAGCUCAGCUUUGCAGAAUAACAAAAAGAUUAAAGGGAUCAAGGUCAACUGUGGUGAGCUUCGCAAAUACCUUUAUGGUGUAGAGAUAUACCGGCAAGCCAGCAUGCUACGAAAGGGCAGGGAGGUCCACAAGAUAUAUGUUGAUGUCCACAAGGGGGUCAGUUUUCUAGAUGAUCGUUUCACCUUGACAGAGUUUGGCAGGAUGGUCUUGGAGAAUGGCAGUGUCCGUGCAGGACGAGCACGAAAUGUACGCCAGAUUGUGGUUGCUAGAGAAACCCUAUAUUGCAGUGGAACUGGUGGUUGCAAAAGAGCUUGUGGUGGAUAUGGAUGUUGUAUAUCAGGCUGUGACAAAAUAAAAGUUCGAGGUCACAAAUGCAGUUUUCGUGUGAAGCUUACAAUGAGACUAGGAUUUGUGGACUACUGGUUUGUUGAAAUACUCGGAAGUCACAACUGUUACAUUGAUGAUGAACCCCCUAGUGAUAUGGACAAAAUGUUGGCUGCUUAUGAGAGUAAGAGUAGUGACGGGGAUUUCUUGGACAUGGCUAUUUCACAAAGAUCCUCACCUUUGGCUGAUGCCGAGUCCAUGUUGUCGGUAUCUCAAGCUGCAGCUGGCUUCAUGUCUUACAGUUCAUCGCCUACAUCUUCGGCCAUGCUUCUGUCGCCUGCACAUUGCCCUCUAAAUGUGCCUUUGUUCCCCGAGUCGUACCUCAUGACAGUAGCCAGGAAUGCUGCUGCUGCUGUUGCUAUGUCUAAUGGGAAUAGGGGUCAGCCUUCACCUAGUCUUUCAUUCAAACAAGAUAGAUCACCCUCAAACAUUGUAGUCCCAGAGAUUAUAAAUGGUUUGUUGCCGCCCUCAGUCAUUCCUCGCUUUGGACCUAUUCCAAUGAUUUCCUCCUCCUCCCCAUCACCAGGAGACAAUGGGCACAGUCCUAAUACUCCUAUUUCUGGAGUCAUGGAUCUGUCCACCCCCAAAAUUAAAGAAGAGAACACGCCCAAAGAUCUUUCAGUUGGUAUCGCAUCCUAUAAGUCAUGGCCCAAUCAUUCCACUUCUGAACUAACCAAUUCUAUGGCCUUAGCUGUACUUAAUGGAACCAAUCAUGAAACCAACCCAGCCUCAUACUCGAAUGGGACCAAGAAGAGCAAGGGUAACUACUCUAACAUUCCAGAUUCUCAGGAAACAUCACUGUCCUCUAUGUCACCCAAGUGCGUCUUCAACUCUGUUCCUUCCACACCACCUCGGCUGCCCUCUUCGUCGAUGCUGUUUCCUUUGCAUGGUCAGGCUUCUUCUGCCCUGGCGAGUCGAUACAUGAAAGGCCUCUACAAGAACAUGAAAUCUAGCAAUGCUCCACUUGACAGCCCAUCGUCUCAAAGAGACAGUUGUGUGACUGUUGACAGCAAAAGCCCAUCUCCGAAUGUGAGCCCUAUGAAAGAAGCAAUAGAGCUCACUGAAGAAGGGGAGCUAGAUAAGGACCUGGUGAAUAGAGUUCAACAGUUGGAGGCUCAUGUUACACAGCUCAGGAACAUAGUGCUUAAACAGGAUGGCACCACAGAUGCAACACAUGGCCGACGUAAACAGCAGCGGAUAUUUGAUUUCACUAAAUAUAAUACACGCCAUGUAGCACUGAAGGUAGCUUAUCUUGGCUGGGAUUACAAUGGCUUUGUUGUUCAAGAAGACACAGAGAAAACCAUUGAAGCUGCCAUGUUUGAAGCCUUAUUGAAGACCAGGCUGGUGGAGUCUAGAGAGAACGCCAACUACCAUAGAUGUGGUAGAACAGAUAAAGGAGUCAGUGCUUUAGGCCAGGUUAUUUCCCUUGAUCUGAGAAGUAACCUUUUAUCUGGUGUUGGAGUGAAAGUUAGAGAAGGUGGCACUGCACAUACCAGGACAGGGGAUGUGAACACAGAGAUUCGUUAUGUUCAUAUAUUGAACAAAGUACUUCCUCCAGAGAUUAGAGUGUUGGCAUGGGCACCUGUUAAUGAAAAGUUCAGUGCAAGGUUCAGUUGUAAAAAGCGCACCUACAAGUAUUAUUUCCCAAAAGGAAACUUGAAUAUUGAAUUAAUGAAUGAAGCAGCUUCUAAAUUAAUUGGUGAGCAUGACUUCCGUAACCUGUGCAAGAUGGAUGUAGGUAAUGGUGUGGUCAACUUCACUAGGAAAAUAUUCAAAGCAGAUGUCAUUGUUCUUAAAGAGGUCAGUCAAGGUUACUCAAUGUGUGAGCUGACUGUGGUUGGUCAAGCUUUUUUGUGGCACCAGAUUAGAUGUAUAGUCUCUGUGCUCUUUCUCAUUGGUCAGGGCAAGGAAGAUGUAACGGUAAUAGAGGAAUUGUUAGAUGUUGAGAAGAAUCCCAGAAAACCUCAGUACACCAUGGCCUCUGAACUACCACUAGUUUUGUUUGAUUGUGACUUUGAUGAUAAUUUGGAAUGGAUCUAUGAAGCAGACUGGCAUGAAGAGAAUAUUCGACAUUUGCAACAGAUUUGGGCUCAGCACACUAUUAGGGCCACAAUGAUCCAGAGAAUGUUGGAAGAGCUAGAUGUGGCUAAAGUAGAGACUGCAUCUGACAUAGCUCCAUGGAAUGAACUGAGUGGGCCAGUACUCCAGCAGGCUGAAUGGAUGAUCCCAGGCAAUAAACCCAAGACUUACAAACCAUUGAUGAAAAGACAAAUGUGUGAAAGCUUAGAGGAACGUGUAGAGUAUUAUGCCAAAAGACGCAAGCUCCAAGGAAAGGAGGCGAUGGAUGUUGAUGAUACUGAACUCUCUUGAUAUCUUACCAGAGAAUGGAUCUUUUACUGAACCCAAGUAUUAACACAUUCAAAUACUGAGUUUUCUUACAAAGCUGUAUUUUUGAUGUCAGUAUUUCUGGUCAUUGAAAAAAAAAAUGGAAACAUUUUGUCAGACAAAGAUGUCACUUAAACUGAGUUAAUUGCAAGAUUUAUUUUCAGAAAUAAAAAAUAACAAUAUUCUUUUUGUUUCAUCUUCACAUAAGUUCUUGUUUAAAGUAGCAAAGAAAUUUUAUUAAGGACUUGAGCUGUCAAUAUAGUUUUUUUUUACCAUAUACUUUUAUUUUAUUCUUGUAAAAAGCCAAUACAAAUUUUAGAAAAGUUUUAAUGGGUUUUCGAACUAAUCAUCAGUAGAUAAUUUUAUGAGCUGCUUCUUUUUUUUUUUUUAUAUAUAUAAUUAUUUAGCAUUAUAAUUAUUACUAUGUUUUGUAAAAAAAAUAAUUUUUCUUCUUUUAUUGAAAUCUGUUUUUGUACUCAUUUGUUUGCUUGUUAGUGAAAAAUUGGUUUAAAGCUGCCAGUGAUAUUCACAGAAAAUGUGAAAACAUUUCUUCUAGGGGACACAAAAUUGUGUUUAUCAGUUGCGCUGAGCGGAUGUUUUACUAAGUUUUUCUGGAAUUGUUUUGAUUUCUGGGAACUUCCGAAUCCUCUGUAAUGGUGAUUUGUAAACAAACAAACAUUGUUUUAGUUGCAUGCUAGCCUAUAUGUAAUAGUGAUUUGUAAACAAACAAACAUUUGUUUUAGUUCCAUGCUGGCCUGGCCUCCUAUCACUCUACCACUCAAUCUAAACCUAAAGUUUCCUUGGGAGGUUCUGUUGUUCCUAACAUGAUGUGGCAGUCUCUAUAGAUCUGCCAUACUUUAAGUAUAGAAAAUACGAAAAACAUGCAUAUAUGUAACCCUGCCGGACCAAAUAUACAUAUAUGCAUGUUUUUCGUAUUUUCUAUACAGUCGUUUACCCCUGCAGCAGUAAAUCUUUGUUUUUUUGAGUCUUCAUACUUUAAGUAGUGUGUCAAUAUGAUGUUCUGAAACGACCCAUUGGCUUUGUCUUUGUCAUUCCACUCCAUCCUGUACAGUUAUGGUUGUAUGCUGGAAUGGAGAUCAGUUGUUUUAAAGAAAAGUCUACAGAGACUUUUUACUGCAUUCAUUCCAACUUUUCCAAUUAAUAUUUAAUCAACUUUACACCAAUGGUAACUAGUUGUUUAAUUAUUAUCAUUAUUAUUAUUUUUUUGUCUUUGUUUUUUUACUUUGUUGUUUCUAUGAUAUUAUAAAAACUAGAUAUAGUUUUGAAGAAGAGAGAUCUAUUUAUUUGAGGAAGAAUCUAGUCAUAAGUUAAGAAGUGGUGUACAUCUAUAUAUUUCUAUAAAUGUAUUUAUAAUAAACCUUAUCAUUUCUUGAUAUUAACAACAAGAUCACUUGUAUUGUUACCAGAGAACUGUUGUGAUGGCUAGCCUUGUGUAAUUCAUUUAUUUAUUCAGUUUCAUAGGUUUGAAUGAAGCAUGUUGGAAUGUUAAAUUGGAUUUAAAAAAGGAGUGUGUUCAUUGCUCAACUCUGACCUGUGUAGUACUAUGAUGUGUGUUUGUACUGCACUGAUCUGUUUGUAUUAGGUUUACAAGGAUAUUUCAUGGACCUGUGUUUGUAUUAUGUUGACUUGUUUUUUUUUUUUUUUGUUGUUUGUUAUUUCUUACAAGAAGUAUUCUGUUGUAUGUUAGUCUGUAUCUACAAAACAACAUUCAGUAUUUCUAAGUUACAAUUAUUAUAACCUUUCAUGAUAUGUAUAAAGUCUAGUUGGUAAAAAAAAUGAUUUCAUAACACAUGCUGGCCUUAGUUGCCUUUGUGGCAUUGCACGUCCUUUGAAAUAUAGCUGAAACUAGAUGCUAACAAAAACAAAAAUACAGCUCUUUUAUAACCAAGACCCAAGGUCUUUAUAAUUUGAGCCAGUUAGUCUUUGAGGGUCCUAGGUUAGAAUGUGUUGUUAAUUACUUAGCAUUGUGGUACAAUGGGUGACAAAGACAUUCAGUUCACUUGCCAUUACAUUAAGUAUUUCUUCACAUGAUAUUCAAAGAGUGGCUUUUGAGUUGUCUACGAUCAUCACAAAUAUUUUGUAUAUUGCAUUCUGAGUCAGUAGAAAGAGAAGAGCUGUGACUUUACCUUGUCAACAUUUGGAUAAAAUACAUUAUUAAGACUCUUUAGAAAUAUGUUCUUAGCAUUGCUACUUGCUCUUAUAAACAAAUAUUUUAUUUGCUUAUAAUGUUCUUUCAUAACUUUGAUCGCCAGAAUCUUUAACAUAAUAAUGUUCUGGGAUUAUGUAAACACAUUAUUGUAUAGAACAGCUAGCAUAAAAAUCACAUCGGAAAUGAAAAUAUACUGGUGAAUAGUUUAAUGCAUGUAUUUAUUUUUUAGCAAUGUGUCACUUGUUAAUCUGAUAGAAUGGACAAUCUUGUACGUUGAUCUUAAGGAAUGAGAGGACAGUCUUGUAUGAUCUUAAGGAAUGAGAGGACAGUCUUGUAUGUUGUGAUAGGUAUGUGUUAUAUGUUGAUAUUAUAUUUUGAUAUAAUAGAGUGAGAGGACAAAGUGUCUCUUUUGAUAAAUUCUCUCAUCUUAGAAAUGCGAUGAAUGAUUGAUCUUAUGAGUUACUUUACAACCAAUGUAACUUUUAAAUCUGAUUCAAACUCUUAUACUAAAGAUUUUGGUAUGGUUUAAGAGAACAAUGUGUAUAUUCUUUUUAUUUUUCUUUUCUAUAUUGUCUUUACAUCUCUUUUCUCUAACAUGUUUUUAUGGCACUAAAAGUAAAUGGUUUUACAUCAUGAGAUUCAAGUUUACCUAGCUUUGUAUUGAGUGCUAGUUGUUUGGAUUUAUUUGAUUCUACAAAAUGUUUUUUUUUUCUUUCUGUAAGGUUUUAUGAGAAAUUUCUUUGAUUUGCUGGUCUUUUUUUCUUCUCUCUGCCCACCACUGCUUUUUUGUUUUUUUUUCUCUUUGUUUUGCUUUUUGUCAUUUUUUGUUUUUCAUCAUAGAUCUUAAUAUCCUAUGACAUGUUGGUUACUGUUUGUUUUUAAAGGAAGCAAGUGUGUUGGUAGCCUUUCAAACUCUACUCAUUGUUACAUUUCAUUUCUUACAGUAUUUCAAGUCUUUUGAACUCACUGCACUCAAUACAGUAUUUAACUAAAAAAAAAGUUUUGUUUUUUUUAAAGGUCACAGCAACAGAAAACUAUCACUUGAUGAAGUUGUAGCAGUUCUAGAGUUUUUCAUCUCAAAACUUGUGUGUGUGUAUGAGGAUGGCCCAAGAGUUGACCACUGUUUAUGUAUUGACUUGUUACUGUACAUACUCAUGGAAUGUUGUCCAUACAUAAGCCAGUAUUUCCUCAUGAUUUUCUUCCUGCAUUGACUGUUGCCUUGAUAUCCUAAAGUAUUGUUGAAAGGAUCUCCUUUCACUUCCUAGGGAGACAUUGUCUUCUAUCAUAAUGCUCAAGUCCACAGUCUUAGUUCAAAUUAACCUUUUGGGUUGGAUUCACCCAAUGACAUGGUUUGCUAGUUCCCAGUUUGGUAUAUGGUAAAACCUUUGUUGACUAUGUCUGGCAGACCAUUCAGACUCAUGAAUUCUACAAUUGUUUUUCUCACACCAGAGUACAAGGGAAAUAAAGUUAUCAAGCUAUUUUUUUUUCUAAGGUUUCAAUACCUGGUGAUAAAAAAUUGUGGUAUUUUGUAUGUUUUUGUGUCCUUAAAAUGUCAAGACAAGUACUCUUUUAAUUCCAAAUAAAUUUGAAUGUAAACUGAGAUUAGAUCUGUUGGUAAACUUUUUGACCAAUUGGUACAUUUUCCUUGUUUCAUUACAAUAGUUUCAGUGAAGGUUUUCUUGUGUACAGCAACUAUCUUUACUCAGGUUACUUCUAAUUCUUUGUCACAAGUGAGGAAACUCAAAUAUUUGAGUUAUUCAUUUUGUGAAGUAAGUUUGUCUUGUAUCUUACCAAUCUGUUUUAAAUUAAUUUCUCAAUGGAAGUGUUAAGCUGAUAUUUCAACUGUGAACUUGUUUUGCAAAACCAAAAAAAAAAAAAAAGUUUGUUGUACAAUAAUUCAAUUCAAUGUAGAGUCUUCCUGUGUUAAUAAGACAAAAAAAGUUGCAUGUUAAUAUUUCUGUACAUUGAACAUGAUAUACUUUUAUUGGAAUACAAGUAUUAAUUUUACCAUUGUUAUCACAUUAUCAAGCCAUUUUUUUUUAGGUUUUCUACAUCCGCAAUUGACUUAUAACUGUCUAAAGGAUAACAUCAGGGUUUUGAAUUAUUGUCCAAUUGUUUGAAGUAAUCUUGUACAUAGCGUAUACAGCAAGGUCAUCAAUGCAUCUAAAACUUGGUUGAGUAGAAUGGACCUUGUAGAGUCUGAUACUUGUCCCUUACGUAGCUGAUGGUAUUGCUUAGGUGAACAAGUCUCACUCUCAACUGGUGAUGCUUACUUUCUGUGUAAGAUGUGCCAUAAGGCCUUCUAUCUAUUAAGUGUUUGUGAAGUCUUGGCCUGAUCAGUGUUUGAACAUUUUUAAGACUUGGUUUGAACCACACUUACAAGACCAAAUUUUGUAUUUCAAUGUGAAAAGAUGUCUUUUUCAGUGUUGCAUGAUGGACACAGAGGAUCAAGCCAAUUGGUUUUGUAGAAACUAAUGAAUUGUUGUAUGUACUAUCUAUGAUUACAAUAAGUGCCUAUUUUCUGAGAGAAAUCAAUGUGUAUGAAAGAGAAGUGUGGAUAUUUAUAUAUGUAUAUAGGUAUUUAUCAUGAAACAUUCCUGGCAGUGUCUAAUGUCUCAGAUCACAAAUUGACCAGUACAAAAUUAUUUUGGUUUUAUUUUAGUUUUAUAAGAAACUCCCAUGAGAGCAUCUCUCCGUAAUGUAAUGAAUGUAACUUUAAGUAUAUAGUAUCAAUUGUUUGUAAAGUAACAUAAAAAUAAAAUUUACACAAUUUUAAACUCGGCAAACACCUGCUUACUCAUUAGGAUGUAGUCAACCAAUGGGGCUUUCCAGUUGAGAACACAUUCUCUGCUGUUUGUGAAAUGUUUUUAUUCAAAGAUGACUUUCACUAUUUGAGUACACUCUAGUCAUGUACUGAUUCCUUGUAACAGCAAUAAAUAUUGAAUGUAUAUCAAAAUGUUGCAUUUAGUUUGUUUGUUUUUUAUCAGUGUUUGUGAAAUAUACACACAUCUUACUUAAGUUUGAGAUGUUGAACUUAGUUUGAAAGCAGGAGUUUGGAUUUUAAUUUUGCAAAGACAUUGUGCAGCCUUUUUUUUUUUUGAAGAACCCUAACCCAGUGUGCUGUGUUAUUUUCACAAAUAAUGCAACUUACAACUAGAUAUUUACUAUGGUAUAUCAUCACUACUAUUUAUAGCCUUUUAGAUAUCAUGAAAAUGAUACUUUCACUGGAAAAAUAUUUGCACCAUAUUUUUGAAGUUACAUUUGAAUUUUUCUGAAAACAAUUUUUGUAAAGUGUUUCAAAAAAUUUAGGAUAAAUGUAACCUUUCUAUUUUUUUUUAAAUUUUUUUACAACAAUGAGUGACAAAGUCUAUGUAUCUCUUUAUAUCUAAAAAAAUAAUUUAAAAAAAUGGGCCAGUUAUACUAAACACACUUGAGAUAUAUAGAAAGAAAAACAACAAAGCUUAUACAAAGUUUAAUUGUAUCAAUUAAUUUGGAUCUGUCAUGUAAUUAAAUUUGUGAUAGAUCUUUUCUAGACCAACAAUAUAUCUGGAUAAGAAAUAUUUUUACCAAUUGCUUUUGUAGCACUAUUUCAUGCUUAUAGCUGCUUUGAUCCUAUCACUUGUCUGGACCAGUUGGGAGAGAAAAAAAGGGCUAUCUGGGUGAAUUUUUACCAUAAUCACAUUUUAAAACUUUCAUUUAAACAAAAAAAAAAGUGGGGGAGGGGGGGGGGACAACUUGAAUUUGAACUACCACUCUACUAGUGAAGUUUGUAUAGUUGUCUAUUGUUUGUUACAACCUUAAUUUAAAGUGACAACUUAUAAAGGGGAGUAAUUCAGCUUAUACCACCAUUUCAGUCAAGUACAAUUUCUUUUCUUUGUUCUGUGUUGAAGAAACCCAACAAAAUCGACUACCAAUAGUUCAUUAAUUUUUUAAAAUUGAUUCUUGUUUUCACAGGUAAAAUAAAUUUUUGUUCAAAAUUUCAGCAUGAUAGGAUAUUGGGAAAAGAGAACAAACUUUUACCAGACAGAGUUGUACAAAAUAGCACCAAAACAAAACAACUGGCUUGAUACAGAAUGUUUAAUGUACAUUAUCCCAUAAUCGUGUCCAAAUGAUUGUGUAGUCAAGUCAAUGCUUCACAAGAAUGCUCCAACUCUUUUUUAAUACAAUGUAAUUACAAGUAGAAAAUGAAAAUAAAUUGUCAAAGCAGUUACCUACCCUUUCCUUUUAAAAACCUAUGACUAAGUAACAGUGUGAAAACAAUUUGGAUCAAUCUGAACCUAUUCCAUUUGUGUGGAAACUGUCACUGGAGAAAUGAACAAUUCAUCACAUUGCUAAUGACACCGCGUGUGUGUGUGUGUGUG